This is a messenger RNA of Yamadazyma jaroonii, 1017 nucleotides long. Lineage: Eukaryota; Fungi; Ascomycota; Pichiomycetes; Serinales; Debaryomycetaceae. The record is from the annotation of a GenBank genome assembly.
AUGGAAAGUCCGAUUACAGUAUCUUUAGAAGAUUUAGUUAACGGGAUAAAAGAUGAAACAUUGGAUCAAGCAUUUGGCCCAGACUCUUUGGGAAUCAUAGUAAUCAAAGAUCUCCCAUCAUAUUACCAAGAACUCAGAUUGAAAGUAUUGAAGAGUGCCUCUGUUUUGGCAAAUCAACCGCCUGAAUUAUUGGAGACUUUAGAAGAUGAAGAGUCUUCAUGGAUUACAGGAUGGAGUUGUGGUAAAGAAAAGUUGAGAUCAGGAUUACCUGAUUACAAUAAGGGAUCAUUCUAUGUGAACUGUGCUUUUCAUAAAGACGAUUCAUUAGAGGGUCCAAGCAAAGAAUUAUGUGAGAAGUUUCCUGAUUACAAGACAUACACAACACCAAAUAUUUGGCCACCAAGCAAUAUAAAAGAAUUAGAAACUUUCAAAAAAGAUAUGAAACAAUUAGUCAACCUUAUUAUAGAAGUAGCUGAAAAAGUGGCAGUUAAUUGUGACAAUUACAUUUCUAAAAGAUUUGAUAUCGAAAAGAAUUAUUUAAAAAGAACAGUUCAAAAUUCCACUUGUUCUAAAGCAAGAUUAUUACAUUAUUAUCCUAUUGAUCCGAAUGAUACCAACGCCCCAAAUGCAGAUGAUGAUUGGUGUGGAGAACAUUUAGAUCAUUCAUGUAUUACUGGUUUAACUUCAGCUUUGUUUUUGGAUGAAUCUAAAGAUCUUUUACAUGAUUUACCUACAUCUCCCGAUCCAACUGCUGGAUUGUAUAUACGUAAUCGUAAAAACGAAGUGGUUAAAGUCAAUAUUCCGAAAGAUUGUCUUGCUUUUCAAACUGGUAGUGCAUUGCAAGAAGUAUCUAAAGGUAAUUUCAAAGCAGUACCUCAUUAUGUUAAAGGUACAAACAUACCUAAUAUUGCUAGAAAUACUUUGGCAGUAUUCUGUCAACCAGAUCUUGAUGAAAUGGUUAACAAAUCGGAGAAUUUUGCAGAUUUUGCAACAAGAAUCUUAAAUAGUAAUUAUUAA